Glarea lozoyensis ATCC 20868 is the source of this 2253-nucleotide messenger RNA. RefSeq names its product Zn2/Cys6 DNA-binding protein. Gene Ontology annotation, molecular function: DNA binding; DNA-binding transcription factor activity, RNA polymerase II-specific; zinc ion binding. The record is from RefSeq and is a predicted model, not a curated record. The transcript is spliced from 2 exons. Gene Ontology annotation, biological process: regulation of DNA-templated transcription; DNA-templated transcription. Gene Ontology annotation, cellular component: nucleus. The coding region runs from base 1 to 2253 and encodes 750 amino acids. Lineage: Eukaryota; Fungi; Ascomycota; Leotiomycetes; Helotiales; Helotiaceae.
AUGAAUCCAGCCACCGACGACGCCCCUACGCCUCCAAGUCCGAUUAAAGCUCCCCGGAAAAGAAAGAGAAUAGUAAUAUCGUGCACGGAAUGUCAUCGUCGCAAGCAGAAGUGUGAUCGCGCAUCUCCUUGCUCCAACUGCAUCGCAAGAAACAAACGAUCCCUAUGUCACUACGAGAACGAGUCAGCCCGGAAGCAACAACUCCUCGAAGAGAGAGUCAAUGCCGCCUCGGUCAAUGGAGGACAAUUCAGCGUGAUAAAGCCCAAUGAUGGGGACUCCGACACGGCGGCGCAAAUUACAGGCCUUGGAUAUGCAAGACCGAACGGCAACAACAAUACUACCCUGGGUAUCUACCAGAAGAUACAGAAACACGACAGUGAGACAGGAUUGUUGAUGUCGAGACCGAUGACAAGUGAUCGGGAACAGACUGGAUUACGGGAAAAGUACAAAAAUCUCAUCAGGCAGCUACCUUCGAAACCAUAUAUCGACAAGCUCCUAGUUACGUUCUUUCGUGAAGUCAAUUAUCAAUAUUACUCCAUAGACGAAGGGAUUUUUCGGGAUCAUCUGCAAGACUGGCAUAAUCUGCCAUUCGCAACUAUAAAUAAAGGACCUUCAGAGUUGCCUCCGGAUCUACAGUUCUUUCCAGCGCUACUAUUCCAAUGCCUAGCGCUUGCACUACAGUACCAACCUAUCGAAUACGAUCAGAGUCUCGACGCAUUGAAAUAUGCUGGCGGAAUGUCAUUCGAUGAUUUAGCAAGUGAUUAUAGCGAGUCGAGCCUUUCGAUAUUGAAUCUCCUAGGCAAGAGACAGACGACCUUGGUAACGGUUCAAGCUGGGUUUUUACGGACGUCAUAUUUGAAGAGCGUAGGUAUGAUUACAGAAUCAUGGCAUUCGUUAUCAUCCACAAUUCGCGAUGCACAAGAAAUUGGUCUGCACAGGGAUAUCAUCAAGAGCAGGAAGCCAGACGAGAAGCCGGAAGAUAUACUUGAUGGCUUGUGGCAUGAGCAACUUCGAAGAAGAGUGUGGUUGAUAUUGUCACUAUGGGAUAUCCACAUGGCAGUUGUUCUCGGUCGACCGACGACGAUUGAUCCUCGCGACGGAAAACCCUCAUUCCCGAUUGAUGCACCGGUCCCCAAGAAUCGGAGAGAAGCAGCACCCGUUCCAAGAUCAAAUUCAGAUCCUCCAACACCUUUGACGAUGCUUCUGUGGAGUGUGGAAAUCAGUGCGCCUUUGUGGGAUAUUUUCAACCUGGAAAAGGAGGAUCCGAAUCAGAACAAUACAGCCAGAGUGGAAAAGAUGCACACCAUGAUCAAACAGAUACAAUAUCAUUGUCCUCCAUUUUUUAGAGCUCAGAAUCCAGAUACAUCUUUUGAUGCCUUACCUGAAUGCUACUGGCUACCGAACUGUCGAAACACGUUUCAAGGUUCCGCCGCAUUUACCAUCAUGGCUCUCCACCGUCCAUACAUCUUCACCACCAGCACCAGUCGAACCUGUGCAUUAAAAGCUGCAUUAGACGUACUUCGAGCGCAGCGGACCCUGUUUAACAACUUGAGCUCUCUGCACUACAAGAUGUUCUCGUUAGUUCUCAACACAUUCGAUGCCAUUGUUCUUGUGGCUGUGGUUUACAUCUUAUAUCCGUAUGAAAAUAGAGAAGAUCUAGAUGACGCUCUUCAACACUUUGAAUGGGGCAUGGAGAGGUUCCAGACGAUGAGCGAACGAAAUUCGAUGGCGAGGGCAGCAUUAGGUGUAUUAAAAGCAAUUCAUGUUCGAUUGAAUAAAGCAUUGAAAAUCCAAAAAGGGCCAGGGAAACUUAUCCCAUCAUCUCCCACUUCUGCUACACCAGAAGCCUAUCCGAACAACCAAUUCGCGCCACCGUCUUUGACACCUUCGAACACAUCGCUCAGAUCCGAUAGCAACGGCGGCCAAUACAACGUCCCAUCGAUAGCCAAUCUCACCUCUCCAGCAGAAAGCAUACCCAGUUCCGCCACGGCAUCUGGUUGGGACGCAACUCCGCAAGUAGAUUUCAGCUCCAUUACCCCGCUACAUCCGAUGCACGAUCUCAUCUACAACGAUCUCGGCACUGGAAUGGAGGACAUGAAUUCGAGCUCCUAUGAAACUGGGACGUGGGAUAUCAAUAGUCUUGGUAUUGGAUCUGGAGUCGGUGCUGUGGGGCCAGUAGGCGCGCCAUGGCAGUUUGCGGGCGAUUUUGGGAGUGAUAGUUUCUGGGGUGUGAUGAAUACUUAUCAACCGUGA